Messenger RNA from Paramecium octaurelia, 1055 nucleotides. NCBI's taxonomy places the organism in Eukaryota, Ciliophora, Oligohymenophorea, Peniculida, Parameciidae. The record is from the annotation of a GenBank genome assembly.
AUGCAACUAAAUGAAGAACAAUAAGAAAAAGAUAAUGAAGUCGAUUAUUAGCAUGUUUAUAAUUCAAGUUUGUUUCGUAAAUUAACAACUCAAUAAAUAAGAAAGAUUCUUAACCCUUACAAGUAAAAUGCAAAAGAAGUUUUAUAAGAGUUAUCAAAUCAAAUUGACACCUUGGAAGAAGGGUUGAAGAAAUAUCAAAAUGAAAACACUAUGAUACCACCUAGUAAAUAAUAGAUUUUGGAUAUUCUCUAACAAAAUACUGCAUUUACACCAACCGAAUCUAUCCAGUCAUUAUUAUCAGAGAAAACAAAACUGAAAACCAGUUACCUUCAUGUUGAUAAUCUCUACAUGUAUUUAGUUACAAAUACUAUUUAGAAAUCAGGAUGAACAUAUCCCUUAAACCAAAUUGGAGAUUAUGUAAAUGGCUUUGUCUAAUAAGACCAUUCAAAAACAACAAAGAAAGGCUAUUAAAUCAGAUGACCUUUCAAAAAAGAGAAAGAUUAUCAUGCAAAUUCAAUAGAGAAUAAACUAAGAUGAAAUUAUGAGAAAGAAGAAAGAGGAAGAAGAGAGGCUGCGAUUAUUGGAAGUACACUUAUCUUAUAUACAAGAAAUAAGCUAGAGAAGUCGAUGUUGGAUAGUUGACUUUAAAUAUGAUUUCAGAUCUAAGGAAAAAAUAUUUUAAUGAAUUAGUUUCCACAGAUACAGAUGAGAAGUUUAAGAGAAUUAAAGAAAUUAAAGAAGUUUAUGUUCCAUAAUAACUGAAUAAAGUUAAAGAAGGAUGUAUAUCAUUAAUACUAUGAUAAGAUCAAAAAUAAUAAUAGGAGAAACUGAAACAUGAUUUAGUAUCAAAGAAAUCGCAAUUCAACUCAUACUAUUAAUUGCUUGCUCUUGAGAGAACUAUGAAAAGUGUAGUGGCAUUGAAACUUAAACCAGAAAUCAAAUCCUAUUCGAGAUUUAAAGGAGCAGAAAUUCCAAAAAACUAUUCAUCUAUCAAUAGUAUCGUUAAGGGGAUCAUUCAUACAUCCAAAAAUUCAGAUAACAAAGGAUUUAAUUGA